This is a messenger RNA of Notodromas monacha, 1011 nucleotides long. The record is from the annotation of a GenBank genome assembly. NCBI's taxonomy places the organism in Eukaryota, Metazoa, Arthropoda, Ostracoda, Podocopida, Cyprididae.
UUUCCCAAGAUUUCAUUGCAAACUAAGUGAGCUGUUCAAUCAUGAAGCUUGGUGACCAGUUCCCGAACUUUGAAGCUGAAACAAACGAGGGUCCCAUCAAAUUCUACGAUUGGCUUGGGGAUUCGUGGUGUAUGUUUUUCUCCCAUCCGGCUGAUUUCACACCGGUAUGCACUACAGAACUUGGACGAGCUGCGGAACUACACUCAGAAUUCCAGAAACGAGGAAUCAAACUAAUUGCCAUGUCGUGUGAUCCGGUUGAAUCUCACCAAGGUUGGAUUAAGGAUAUCGAAGGACUUUCCUCGAGUUUGAACGAAGGUGAUUUCAAGAUUCCUAUAAUUGCGGAUCCGAAGCGUGAAUUGGCUGUGAAGUUUCAAAUGCUGGACCCUGAUGAAAUUGAUAAGGAGGGCAUUCCGCUCCCUGCAAGGGCUGUUUUCAUUAUUGGACCCGACAAGAAGUUGAAACUUUCAAUUCUUUAUCCUGCUACAACUGGGAGAAACUUUGUGGAGCUUUUGCGUGUCAUUGAUUCCCUGAAAUUGACGGCUGCGAAGAAAGUAGCCACGCCGGCCGAUUGGAAGAUGGGGGAUCCAGCGAUGGUUGUUCCGUCUUUGUCAAAAGAAGAGGCGGACAAACUAUUCCCAAAUGGCUAUGAGCUCAAGGAAGUUCCGUCUGGGAAACAAUAUUUGCGGAUGACGACUGAUUACCAGUGAAUGGACCGCAAAUCGCCUUUUUGGACAAGAAAUUGGGCCUAAAUGCUGUCGUACUUUUCGUUCAUUUUUGCUGCUUGCACGGCUUUGGGGAAACUUUUCCGGUCUGAUAUGAAACAUGUUGAUAUUUGGUGGCUUUUAUUGAAAAGAGCCGUUAUUUUUCCUCAAACUGGUCAAAAGGAUUUGUGUGGAUAAAAAUGAUGAACAAUCGCGUUGAUAUUUUCUAGACGUUCGUUGAGAUGCUUCGGGAUGUUAACAUGCUUCCAGGAAAGGGAAAUACAGUACACAAAAGUAUACAGUGUUGUCA